GUCCAAUGCAUGGAUGUAUCGACGGAGCUGCACCGCACUUACAUAAGCGAUGGAAAUGAGAAGCAGUUAAAAAUCGAAAUCUAUAUCAUUUUUUAGGAGUAGUGUAAAGCGGUGAAGUGUGCAAUAAUUGAGUUUCGAUCGGGUGUCGGAUUUUUUCAGAUAUCAUCGAGAGAGCAGGACAUCAUCAGUGCGGGAAUUUUGCCGAUAAGUUUGCACGUUUUUCAUCACACCCCUACACUAUCAUGGUGCAGAGCUUGAUCCAAAGGAUCCGGGAAAACAAGUUGGACGCCCUCUACUUGUUCAUAAAUGAAUCCUUGCGAGAUCGAAACAAUUUCGAUGUGUUUUUCAACGAUUUAAUGGUUGUUUUACCGAACAAUUGGAGCAUCAAUCGGGUUGAAAUAGGUCACGAAUUCUUGUCGAGAACUGUUGUUGCUGACCAUCAGCAACAGCAGGUGAACAAUGAUGUCAACAACAUUAAUCGGAAUACCAGUGGGGACGGGAACCCAAGCAAACAGGACCAUUUAUUUCAAAACGUUUGUUCUCUUGAAAGUCUGCGAUCUCUUAUUAUUUCCGAUGGAUACAUCCCACGAAAGGACCACGGAUUUGUCGAUACUAAAGCAUUGUUGCGUAACUUACCACGUGCGAACAACCUGCAGUAUUUAGAUAUCCAGAGAUUGAAGUUGCGAAUUACGAGUGAUAGCAUCGAAAAUAACGACGCCAUGUUGCUUGCAGAGUGCUUGAAUUCGUUGCGGGACUCCUUAGAAGACCUCCGCCUCACAGCGAUUUCCUUUUGUGAUACGACAAAAACACCGACCCCAACAACUGUCACGACAUCCGAAAACCAACAUAAGCUCUGUACAUUGCAUAGAGCACAAAGCGAAGAGCAAACGAGGAGGAGAUAUCCAUUGGAUUCAGCUAUUCGGGUUUGCGGUGACAUGGCAAACCUCCAACUGUUGGCAAUAUCUUGUGCGACAGGUUGCGGUUGCAAUUGCAAUAACGGCGAAGAACAGCAGCAGCAAGAUGGCUUGGCGAUUCGUGAUGCCAAUGAAGCCAGCAGUAGCAGCAGCUUGUCUUCAUCGUCCUCUUUGCCAUCCUCUACUAAAUCGAGUUGUUUAAUCUCCAGGGAAGUCCUGCUGUAUUUGUGUCGGUCUUCGUCGACUCUGCAAGAAUUUGCUUUGAGGAGGAUGCGAAUCGACGACGAUACAUGCAAAACUCUUGCAAAAGCGUUUGACCCCCCAAACAACAAGUAUACUACUCGAACAUCGUCGUCGUCGUCAUUGUUACAGCAGUGCAACAGUAGCGACGAGGAUGACGAGGAUAAUGAUAGCGACAGCAAUGCAAAUAGCCAUCAUUCUCCUUCGUUUUGGACGAGCCUGGAUCUACGUCAGAAUCCGUCGAUUGGGAAUGAGGGAUAUGAAGCAAUUUUGUCUUCGCUCGAACGCAACUAUGAUUUAUGGUGUUCACUCAUGGUGGUAAGUUUGAAUGAUUCUGAAUGCUCGAUGGGUUUUCAUCGCGCUCUMGCGUAUUUCUUAUAUCCCUUUUCGUUCUUUUCAUCGCACCCAUUGUACUACUUCUAUCGCAUCGAAACACUACUACCAAAACAGGACAACGAAUCAUUCCAAUCAAAAUUCAACGCGCUGAUUGAAUUGAAUCAAGCUAAUCGCGGUGCCCUGAUGCGGUCUCCGACGCCCGAAAAACUCGCAGUUUUCUUGGACUGCYUGAAGGAUAAUCCUACAGCACUAUGGUAUUUUCUGACGAUACACAGGGACGCGAUACUCCUUCCCUUGCUCGACUUCCUCAAAUGGAAGAAUGGGAUUGUACGCAAACGAGCGAAUGCAGCAAUAGCAGAAGCAAAUCCGCAGCAGCAACAAGGUGGCCAUAAAAGACCACUAGACGAAGCAUUCUCCUAGGCACCGCUGUCUUGGAGUAACCAAUGAACCCCAACUUUUGCUUCACGUUUGCAGAUGUUUGUUGACUUCAAUAGCAUUAUUCUAGUGGAAUCGAUUCCAAUGAACUAAACAGUUAGGUCUGUCACCAAGAGUAGGGUGAAGUUGGAGAUUGAGAAAUUACAAACGAAGGUAGAAGUUGUCCAGGCUACUUAGAACAUACAGGGCCACCAUGGAGCGAGGAAACGAACCAGUGCUUCCAAAGAAGAAUGAAUGAACCAAUCACGCGUAUUGACGACUGAAACCAUUGUCAAGCAACACAUAUGAGUAGAUACCUUCUCAACAGCAGCACGGUAGGAAGAUUGAAAAACAAUUGAAAAGCCUGCUCGCGGGGCUUACCGUUCUCAACGACAAGACAUGGUUGAUUGAUGGUGGUACAAUCUCCGUUUUUUGAAAAAUCAAGAAACUGUUCGACCGCGCCCAAUUCCAUUUUUACCGAGGAGUACGAGUACAUGUUUGCUAAACAAUAAUAAUUAUGUACAUUUUCA
Pseudo-nitzschia multistriata is the source of this 2434-nucleotide messenger RNA. NCBI's taxonomy places the organism in Eukaryota, Bacillariophyta, Bacillariophyceae, Bacillariales, Bacillariaceae. The record is from the annotation of a GenBank genome assembly.